Messenger RNA from Parnassius mnemosyne (clouded apollo), 1428 nucleotides. NCBI's taxonomy places the organism in Eukaryota, Metazoa, Arthropoda, Insecta, Lepidoptera, Papilionidae. The record is from the annotation of a GenBank genome assembly.
AUGUGGGAUCCUACGCACGUACAAGUUACAGUUCAAAGAGCUCGAGGAUUAAUAAUCAAAGGUAAAAACGGAACAAAUAACUGUUUUGUUACAAUUGCCCUAGGCAAAGAAAAAUUUCAAACUUCCGUGAAACAUAAAGCGACUGAGAAUGUCGAAUGGUUAGAAGAAUGUGAAUUGCGUAUUCCGUCUCACGGCAACACUGCAGAAAUUGUUUUAAAAGUUUAUGAUGAGGAUUUUGUUAAAGAUCACUUAUUAGGUCAAGUAUCGAUUCCGUUAAAAGACCUCGAUGUUUAUGAACGUCCACGAAAUCGUUGGUAUGCGUUACAAGGAAAGACUGGUAAAGAAAAUGACAAGAAAAGAGGUGAACUUGAAGUUAAAAUUGGUUUUACUGUAAAAGAAGGAAGUCUCACAGAUCUUAGUAAAAAAGAUAAACAUAAAUCGUCCUUAUCUAGUUUAGCUCACAACGUUGGUGGAAGCCUUAUGAGUAUUGGAAGCAUUGAAAAGCGCAAAGGUAUUAAAAAGUUUGCUAAGAACCUUGGUUCUAAAAUGAAUUUGACUAAGAAAGAUAAAAAAAGUGAUUCAUCAUCUCUUGGUGGAAGUGUUGGAAAUCUAAAAAAUUCGACACUUUCUACACCAGAUCAUUCCACCCCAAAAAGACUACCAGGAGAAGCAGACCCAGGAGUUAUAAGUGAGGAUGAUGAUGAAUUUGCAUUUGAUGAUCUGUCGCACAAAAGUUCUGGAAGUUCGCUUAAUGUCCACACACUCCCUAGAAGCCAAAAAUAUACUCCUUCUCCCAUUAAUGCCUCUCUUGAAAACCUUGGGGGUGGUGAAUUUUUAAGAAGAUCCACAAGCAGCAACUUAGCAAAUCCUGAUAAAUCAGCCCCACAAAAACCAGUUCGCUUAAGCUUAGAUACAUUUACAGCACCACAACUACCAGCACAAGUAUUAGAUAAAAAUGAUGAAUGGUCCCAAAAACUUUAUUCUCGUCCAAAAUCCAAUAGCCAGACUCUUAUUGAUAAAGAAAAAUCAUCAAGCCUUGAAAGAAACAAAAAACUUGACAGUCCAAGUUCCUUGAAAGAAAAACCAAGCCCAAAAUUCUUUAAAAAGUUUGGUAAUAAUAACAAACCAAAGAAAUUAUUGGAGGAGCGGAUAAUAGUCGGAGAAGAAAAUAUUGUUGAAGAGGAUUCUGUUAACCCUGCCUUUAAUAACAUACCAAAAACGGUUUUACAGCAGUUUGAUGGUAAGACUCGUGAAGAUUUAAUUGUGAUGAUUUAUAGCCUUCAGAAGGAUGCAGAAGCAGAAAAGAAGAAAAAUAAAGACUUGGAAAACUAUUUAGAUGAGCUGUUACUUCGUGUAAUGGAAACUACACCAAGAAUUUUACAAAAUCCAUACGUAAGAAAUAACAGCAUGCAUAUCAGAAACAAAUAA